AUGUCGAAUUGUUUAAGGUACAUAACUGAGGCUCAAAUACCCAGGAAAUACCGGGAAAAGCGUUUACCACCGAUCGAUCUGCUUAAUCCGUUGACUGUACCACCUAUCUACGGUGUCCCAUUAGGGGGCAUUGGUUGCGGUACGAUUGGUCGUGGUUAUAGAGGCGAAUUUUGUCGAUCAAGUCUUAUACCUGGCCGUUUCAAUUAUGACCUCGGUGCGGCUGAUCAGUUUAUUUUAACGCUGUGGAAAAACGGAACUCGCAUAUACCAUCGUGUUCUUUCGACUUCUGAACCUACUAAAGACGUGAAAGGUCUUCAUUCGUGGAAGGGAUCAAUGUCACCGCAUGUGGGUAGCUUCAUUGGUCUCUAUCCACGCUCAUGGACGGUAUAUGAAUUUCCUGAGUUGAAACUCCUGCUAAUAUGCAAACAGGUUUCUCCAGUUAUUCCUAGCAACUAUAAAGAUAGUUGCCUUCCAGUUGGAGUCUUUCAUUGGACUGCCCUUAAUUUCGAUCCUGAAAGUGACGUUAAAAUAUCCAUUACCAUGACUUGGCGGGGUCCUAGAGCACCUAGACGUCCGCUUCCACCAAAGGUGGGGACAGCGGGCACCAUGUGCACAGAAAUUGGGCACUCACGUAAUCACAAAGAUGACGAAUUUACGUUCCCUUUUGAUGACUCGGACAAUCACCUAUCCGGAUGUUUACUGGAAACCUUACUUGAUGACAUGCCCUGCUGUUUUGGUCUCGCAGCCAAGUCAACCGACAAGGUGGAGGUCUCGCGUUGUGUGGGAUUCAGUUUUGGGACCAAAAGUAUGGGCAGAAGCAAACAAAAGGUGACCGGUGAGCAGUUCAACUGCUCCCCAUGGGGCAUCACGACUCACAGGAUGGCCUCUGCUUACGAUGCCAUCAGUGCGACUGAACUCUGGGCAAAUUUGGGCCGGAAAGGUCAUUUAACCUUCGAAAACACUGGCUACUACGUAGAAGGAAGUGACAAGAGUCAUCCACUGAUUGGCAUCGCGGUUUGUGCCUCAUUCAAGGUGGUUGCGGCUGCUUGCGGUGAGGAUGAGGUUGUACCCGGUCAGGAGGACUGUGACUUUUUCCUCACUUGGCACAUGCCACGGGUUCACUUCAGAUCAGCCUUGGUUGCUUACAGGAGGCGUUAUGUGCGCUGGUUUUCAGAGGACAUCCUUAGAGGGACGAGCGAGCUGCUCGUUUAUGCAUCACAGAGAGCGCAUCUUUGGGAAGAGGCCAUCGAAUGUUGGCAAGCUCCCAUCCUGCAAGAUAGUCAUUUGCCGACCUGGUACAAGUCAGCUCUCUUUAAUGAACUGUACUACGUCUCCGACGGAGGCACGGUGUGGUUGGACAUCCUACCCGGAGAGGAAUCAGAUGAAGCGAUAGCAAGGGGCGACAGCCCUGCAACUGGCAACGGCGAUGUCGUCACUAGUGAUGUGGACGAGUUGCGCUCCCCGCUGGAUAAUGUGCGCCAUCGCAACCACAACGUUCAUUGCCGUCGACCUACCCACUACGUCGCCGAUACCUCCACUAAGGGGGAUAUUACUCCUAUUGGCGUGGCUGAAAUCGAGUUGGUUCGUACUCGAGUCAAUGUUGGCAAUGAAAUGGGACUCUUCGCUUAUCUCGAAGGUCAUGAGUAUCGCUUGUACAACACCUACGACGUGCACUUUUAUGCCUCAUGGGCUCUGCUCAAACUCUGGCCUAGGCUCCAGCUAGCAGUCAACUAUGAUCUGGCUGAUAUGGCUGCUAGCGAGGACUGCUCCCCUAUGAAGCCAUUUUUCAAGGUGGCUCGUGACAAAGAUCGCAUCCUCAAUUCCGCUCUUUCGGUGCCCCACGACUGCGGGGACCCCGAGGAUGAGCCCUGGUAUCGCGUAAACGCCUAUACCAUCCGUGCAACUGAUGAGUGGAAGGACCUCAACCCCAAAUUUGUGCUUAUGGUUUGGCGCGACUGGAAGAUUACCACUGAUGACAGUUACCUGUUCUAUAUGCUUCCAUUAGUUUUGGCUAUCAUGGAAAGCUGUCUUGAAAAAUGGGAUAAGGACGAAGAUGGAAUAAUUGAGAGUGCUGACUUUCCAGAUCAGACUUAUGACAUGUGGAAGGCUAUUGGUCUCGGUGCUUAUGUUGGAGGUAUUUGGCUUGCAGCGCUUUACGCAACCAAGGAAAUGGUUUCGUACACCCUUUCGAUGGAGCAUAAUCCCGCGAAGAGGGAAGCUCUCGCGGGGCAGGAGCGCAAAUUUGCGGACCUUUUAUCUAAGGCAAAAACUAACUACUAUGAGAAGCUGUGGAAUGGGUCCUUUUACCGCUACGAUAUGCACGACAGUGAGACCAAUCCUACUAUAAUGGCUGAUCAAAUAUGCGGUCAUUGGCUGUUGCGUACUUGUGGAGCUCCAAUCGAUGCAAUUCUUCCAGAAAAUACAAUUCUCACCACGAUUGAUUCGGUUGUCAGCAAAAAUUGGCGAUCGGCGCUAAGCGGAGAAAUGGGCGCCAUCAACGGGAUUCACAAGAAUGGUAAAAUCAUUUCUAACAUCCAAGCUGAUGAGUUCUGGGUUGGUACCAACUACUCUCUUGCAUCUCUCUUUAUAAUGGAGGGGAUGCCGAUCAAUGGAUUCGACCUUGGUAGUGCCUGUUACAAAACGGUAUACGAGAAUCUGGGAUUACAAUAUCAAACCCCUGAGGCUUACACCAUGGAGAAGAGCUACCGAUCUCCGGGAUAUAUGCGUCCUCUCUCCAUCUGGAGCAUUCAGCAUGCAAUCGAGUUGAGAAGCCUUCACUUUGAUGAGUCCAGCCCCACCCGAACCACCGACUAG
Molecule: messenger RNA, 2814 nt
Organism: Hydatigera taeniaeformis
Lineage: Eukaryota; Metazoa; Platyhelminthes; Cestoda; Cyclophyllidea; Taeniidae
Source: the annotation of a GenBank genome assembly